GCAAGGGCGGAGGCUGGAAGCGAGAGAGCCUGGGCUUUGGGACUCCAGACUGAGGCCAAGGCCAAGAUCGCCAAGACCAGGGGGAGGCAUGCGGGGAGCGGGGCCAGGGGAGAGGGUCCGGGAAACCCGGGAGGCUGUGGCCGAGUGCAGGGCGGCGUACGAAGCGCUCAACAGGUUCACUGCGAGCUACAGGCAGUUGGUGCUGGGAGUCGGCAGCUCGGCGGACGGGAGGAGGCUUCGCCGGGCUCUGGAGGAGAGUGGCCGCCGGGGCUUCGAGCUGAGUCUGGGCCUACGGAAUCAGCUUUUGGCCGAGCUCACAGAACCAGGGGGCAGGCAGGAGGAAGAGGUGAAGAUGGAGCUGGAGCGGAUCUGGGUGCUCUGUCUAUCUGCCCUGGAAAUUUUCCUGCAGGAUCUGGGGCGGGCCCAUGACCUCAGCCAGCUUUUCCCCUUGCCAUCUCCGGCCCCAGGGACCCAGUUGGUCAAUACUGGGGUCACAUCCUUUGGGCCCAAGGGAUGGAGCCUGAGACGGCCCAGUGGGAAGGCCUCUGAAAGAGCGGGGGAGCUGCCUGAAGAGCUGGCCCAAUGGGAACAACGCCUGGAAGAAAUGCUCUUGGAGAUGGAGACCAAGGUCAAUGUACCUGUGUGGAGUGUGGAGGCCACAGUGGAUGGUCUUGGGGCAGAAGAACCUAGCCCUGAGGGUUCUGCUGGGAGAAGUCCUCCGGGAUGCUGUGUCCGGGCUCCACUCAGGCUUCAAUCCCAUUGUAUAGUGGCAUGAAAAGAAUAUAGGCCUAGUGUGGGACAUCUCUCCCCUUCCCCUUGAGGUCAGUAGAAGUCUAGUCUUUGACAGGAGGGGAACCACUUGGAUGGAAGUAAGGCUGAUAAGUCACUUUCUUUCCCAGUUUAAAUCUCAGCAGGAUGUGUGACAACCAGGGGGCAUUAGAAGAGAGAAAUAAAGUCUCUUAACCCCAAGAAUAAGGCUGAAGUGCAGCUACAGAUAUAAAACAGCUGUGAGGCUGGAGAAUAGUGAAGGAACAUAAAACCACACAGCAAAAGGCCCAGGCUCUGGGUCCAUUGAAUUAGCUAUGUCCAAGUCUCACUUUCUCCAUCUGUGGUAGAGGAGCCGUUUGGACCAGCUGAUACAGUUCUAGGAUUCCUUCUGAUUCACAACAUUCUACAGCCUGUGUUCUAAUGUCCUAUCUAGCUCUGACACUGUACGCUGCUUGCUAGAGACUAGCCCAGACUCUGGGGAAUUGUAGGACUAGGCUUCAGCUUAUAGCUCAUUAGUUCCCCAUCAUGCCUCCAGAGAGCCAAACAACACAGCAACAGCUUUUUUAAAAAAACAAAACCAAAUUUAUUUAUACAUUAAUGUUGAGGGCUAGACUAGAGUUUGAGAAAAAAGGAAAACAGUAUGAUAC
Messenger RNA from Dromiciops gliroides (monito del monte), 1415 nucleotides. RefSeq names its product regulator of G-protein signaling 9-binding protein-like. Gene Ontology annotation, biological process: G protein-coupled receptor signaling pathway. The transcript is spliced from 2 exons. Lineage: Eukaryota; Metazoa; Chordata; Mammalia; Microbiotheria; Microbiotheriidae. Gene Ontology annotation, cellular component: neuron projection. The record is from RefSeq and is a predicted model, not a curated record. Bases 89 to 775 code for a protein of 228 amino acids.